This is a messenger RNA of Gadus macrocephalus (Pacific cod), 872 nucleotides long. RefSeq names its product SAYSVFN motif domain containing 1 (gene saysd1). The record is from RefSeq and is a predicted model, not a curated record. The transcript has 2 exons. NCBI's taxonomy places the organism in Eukaryota, Metazoa, Chordata, Actinopteri, Gadiformes, Gadidae. The coding region runs from base 148 to 723 and encodes 191 amino acids.
ACAAUUAUUCACUGCAGUGUGUUGAAAUCCUUGAUCAUAUUCGACUAUAUUUGUUUAUAUGAUUAUGUAGCACCUUUAAAUGUUAUGUUUUCAAAUACAUGUGAAGCAAUUGACUACAUAGACAUGUUAUAGUUACUUCCGAUAACCAUGGUCGAUGUUCACCCAUUUCCGCAAAGCGGACAGGUACCAGUCGGGGCUGUUAUGGAACAAAAACUUGCUGAAUUCAGGGCUCGGAGAAAGGCUGAAAACGCAACGAAAACAGUCGAAAGUACAGCCAACCAACCGCCCAAAACAUCGACAGCAUUAGACACGAUUGAACCUACAAACGAAGCGGCACUACAGGCUCCCACGCAGGCCAGCAUCACCAGCCCUUACAUAGAGAGAGAAACGAUCCAGGUCGAGGAUAGGUCAGGGUGGACGCUGGACAGUGCUGUUGGAAGAUGGAUUGGUUCCAGCAGGCUUUGCUUCGAUAAUCGCACUUUAUUUAAAGUGUUGCUGUGGCUUGUUCUUCUCGGACUCUUUGCUGAACUGGAAUUCGGCCUUCCCUUUUUCGUCCUCUCCCUCUUCUACUGGAUGUACCAAGGACUUCGCAGCCCGGCUGCACGACAACCCGGGGAACUGAGUGCUUAUUCUGUGUUCAACCCUGACUGUCAGCCCAUCCUCGGCGCUAUAACUGUAGAGCAGUUAGAGGGAGAAAUGGGUUACCAUUCUCUAUCUGGCUAACAGAUUAAGAAAUGAAAAUUGUCCUGUUGGGAAAGAGUGCCUCAGAGUGAUUUUUCUUUUUAAGUUAUUGGACAUGUAGUCACCCAGUUUUGUUGGGUUGUCACAAUACGUCAUAAAUUAAUAUAUUAAAUAAAGCUCAAUAAGCCACA